Messenger RNA from Fonsecaea nubica, 861 nucleotides. RefSeq lists its product as hypothetical. The transcript has a single exon. Lineage: Eukaryota; Fungi; Ascomycota; Eurotiomycetes; Chaetothyriales; Herpotrichiellaceae. Gene Ontology annotation, cellular component: cytoskeleton. Gene Ontology annotation, molecular function: actin filament binding. The coding region runs from base 1 to 861 and encodes 286 amino acids. The record is from RefSeq and is a predicted model, not a curated record.
AUGGCCUCGACAAUCACCACCGACAGCACACUGACUGACGCCCUUCGCGACCUGAUCUGGGCGAACCACAUUUUGGACCACCAUGGAGUGGUCGAUGCGUAUGGGCACAUCUCGAUCCGUCACCCACAUGAACCCUCGCAGUACAUCAUGUGUGGCUACAUGGCGCCGGCACUGGUCGCCUCGCCCUCGGACUUGAUCUACUACCACGUCGCCGACUCCAGCACGGUCGACCCGGACGCGAAGAAGGGAUACUCGGAGCGCUUCAUCCACGGUGAGAUCUACAAGCGAUACGCCGGCGUCAACUGCGUCAUCCACUCGCAUGCCGAGGAAGUCCUGCCCUACGUCGUGAGCAUGGGCGCUAAGCUCAAGGCCGUCUACCACAUGGCGGGCUUCUUGGGCAGCAAGGGCGUCCGGGUUUUCGACAUCGACCCGCUCUACCGGGACGGGGAGCAGCGGGACAUGCUGGUGAACAACUCGCGCUUCGGCGCCGCGUUGGCCGAUAAAUUCGUGUCCGACCCUGGCCAACGAGCGCCCGAGGAGACAGUGGUCCUGAUGCGCCGCCACGGCUUCACCUGCGUGGCCGACAACAUCGUCACUGCCGUCUACCGGGCCAUCUACACGCGCAUCAACGCCGAGGCGCAGACCAAAGCCAUGGCCAUCGCCAACAACGUGCCAGGACGCGAAGAACUCCACGACGAGGGCAUGGGAGUCGGGUUCCAGGCGCUCACGGAUGAGCAGGGCCGGGGGUGCGCCGCCAUGAACGAAGCGUUUCAGGACAAGCCUUGGAAGCUGUGGGUCAGGACGGUCGAGAGCCAUCCGUUGUACCGGAACGAGUUGAGUAAGACGUCCACGCUCUCAUGA